CAUUACGUCUCCUGGAACGAAGAACCCUAGGCCCAGGACUUUUUCCAAGGUUGAUAAAUCACCGUCGAGAACAUUGAUCGAUCGGGCGAUUCCUGCGGGCAGAAGGCGGGAUUGGACUGAGAAAUCGGUUUGCCCGUCGAUUGCGGAUCCGAUCGAUCGGAGAUUUGGCUUGUAUCGUCUUUCUUGGUACAGGUUUGUUUUAGGAGUACAUUUGGCGUCAUGCGGUCGGAGUUAUGCUUACAGAUCCGACAUUGGGGCUUCGCUCUCCUCGUCAUGUGAUGGGUGAUAACAUUUGGGGGUUUCUGUUUCUUUCAUUGGAAUUCAGGAAUUGUAGAUGGAAAUUAGCUUUGAGAGGGCUGAAACAUCCGAUAUACCUACGAAGCCGAGUUCUUUGGAUCUCCAGAGCAUUUGCGUGAAGAAUUCAAGGAGCUCUGAUAGAAAAUCCUGGGCCGGGAAGGAGGUUUUGGUGUUGGAACAAGAAUCCAGAGUUUUCAAUAGGAAGCUUGGAUCCGCGUUUGUGGAAGGAGGAGAAUUUCUUUCAGAAUCAAGAAGGAAACCAAGCAGAAAAGAGGCUUCUGUGAGCAGUCUCGAGCGUGGUUCUAAGAGGCAGCGCAACAGUUUAAAUGUCUCAAGGCCGAAGCCAAACUAUAUUUCCUAUGCUCAGAAGAGGGACAAAACCACCAACACAAGUGAUGCGACACUUAAUCUGGAUUGGUCAAGUGGGAAUGAACAAUAUUUAGAAACUGAUCUUUAUUCACAGUUGUCCAAAAAGACAGAUCAUACAUCUUCAAGUGGUGGAACCUCUAAAAACGAGAAUUAUUUGGGAGAAGAUCUCUUUAUCCCGAAGCGGCCUAGGGGUAUCUUUAAGUGGAAAAAAGCUAAAGACCCUAUUAGCUUGGGAAUUCCAGUUGGUAACUCUAAUCAUGAGUGGAUUAAUACUGAUACCCAGGACCAAAAAUCAUCGAUUAGUGUAAAUUUAAAUUCACCAGUGUUGAAUGACAAGCAGAAACAGAAAGCUGAUGAUUUUGAGCCGAAUGGGUUCAAUAAAGAUGAUUCUGCUCCUUGCACUAGUGUUGAAAAUGAGAGUCAUUUUGAGGAUGAUGAUAGAAAGGUUGGAAUUAGAAGGAAGUUGAAGAUGUCUGAAUGGAAUUGUACUGGGAAUGAUGCACCUCUGAUAGACAACUCUGAGGAUUCAGUUGGGGAUUCUCUGGAUGAUGAUGAGGAGAACCUUGAAGAAAAUGCUGCUAGAAUGCUUUCUUCGCGAUUUGAUCCAAAUUGCACUGGUUUCUCUGGGAAGAGAACAUGUGCAGCAGAUCUGGUAGAAGGAUCAUCAUUUUUGCAAUCUGCCGGUGGUAGGUUGAAGGUCUUACAGGCUGAAUCUUGUUCAGUAGAUGCCAAAGGUCGGGUGCUUCGGCCAAGGAGGCACAAUGGUAAAAGCUUUGCUAGGAAGCGUCGCCACUUUUAUGAGGUUUGCUCAAGGGAUAUGGAUCCCUAUUGUGUCGUUAAGCAGAGGAUCAGAGUAUUCUGGCCUUUGGACAAAAGUUGGUACUUUGGCCUAGUCAAAGGUUAUGAUCCUGUAACUAGGUUGCAUCAUGUCAAAUAUGAUGAUCGUGAUGAAGAGUGGAUAAAUCUCCAAAAGGAGAGAUUCAAGCUGUUGCUUUUUCCAAGUGAAGUUUCCAGCAAGUUUAAUUUUGGGAAACCAGGGUCCCAAGUAAGACAGAAGAAAAUAGAAAAAAAGGUACAAGCCACACAGAGCACUUACAUAGGCAACCUCCUGGAAUCAGAACCCAUUAUCUCAUGGUUGACACGCACAAAUCACCAAGUUACAUCCUCCUCAUCUAGUACCAUAAAGAAGCAUCUUAGAGUUCGUCCUUUGAAGGACAUCGGGCCAUCUGUGUUAUCAGAGCCAAGGGAAAAUAUGUCAGUGAAUCCGUUGGAUAAGAAUCUAAAUAAAUUAUUUUCUAAUUUCAAUGAGUCAGACCAGGCAUGUGAUUGGAAUAUUAACAGUCUCUCUAAGCUAAAGAGGAGUAUUGGCUGUGAAGGAAGGAAGUUACCUUAUGUUUAUUUUAGGAAACGGUUUCGCAGCAGAAAGGAUAUUUUGGACACUAAAGUGGCACACAACGUUGCUCCUGAUGGCCCAGGUGGUUCAAUGACCAUUUGUGCUUCCAUUGCCAACAGCACAACAGCUAUAGAGAGAUUCAAUAUAAUUUUGACAUGGUUGGAAUUCGGAGAAGUAAUAUUUGAGUCGAGCUUACCACCACAAUGUUCUCUGGCACUUGCUUUUCAAAAAGAAAGCAUUUGGCUCUGCCAAUCCCUUUAUAUUCUGCAUCAUGGUCAACUAGUUUGUGCAUGGCCUACUGUUCAUAUGGAGGUCUUUUAUAUUGAUAAUGUUCUUGGGUUGAAGUUUCUGUUAUUUGAGGGUUGUUUAAGGCGUGCAGUCUCUCUUUUCUGUUUGAUCAUCACAACUGUUAAUGGGCAUAUUGUGAAGAGUAAUUUCACCGAGCCAGAAGUAUCAUGCUCAUCAAUUGGGCUUAGGAUUUCAACCUUGCACAAUUUAGGUGUAAAACUUCUUUUUGUUUUGAAUACCUUCUUCAAUAUGGAGAGUUUAAAAUGGAGGCAUCUUGAAGAUAAACUGAAAAAUCAUUGCACAAAGGAGGCAUUAAUAACGACUGAGUACACUUGUUCAAACAUCCAUGAGCUCCCUGGCGGUCAAAUAGUCCACAGUUCUGAUAUGUCACUUGAGAGAUUCUGGGAAAGAUCAAUCCUGGUUCAUAGGUCCAAUCCGGAGAAAUUGGUUGAUACAAGUACAAAUUCUGUUAUUCACUAUUUGGCUCAAGAACAUGAGAAGCCUCUUCUAUGUUCCCAAUUUUUUGCUGCUGGGCCUUCAUUUUCACUCAGUCUGCAUCUGAAUUUGCUGGUUGUGAAAGAUCCAUCUUCCUUUUGUUCUGAAGACAACAUUUUAGUAUCUUCACAAAAACACACAGAUAAUAAUGAUAAAUUGACAGCUAAUGGCUGCUCUUCUGCUGAGGACCCAUCUAAGCAAGCUGCAGAAACUCUUGAUAACUCAGGGCCCUUGUUGAGCCAGGCACCAGCAAGUCAUGGAAGACCAAGCACAGAUGCUUUGUGUGCUGAAAAUGAUGGUAAUUUGAAUGGAUCCACUAAGAAUUUUUUCACUAGUGAGGUUAAUGUGAUUCGAAAUGCUGUAGGUGGUAGUGGUAAUGGGGUGAAAAGCACUGGCGAUGCGGGUGCUAUUCAGUUUGGAAGAUUUUCAUGCAAGGCUGGAACAUCACAAUUUGUUGAGGUUUCCUGUUCUGAAUAUCCUAAAGGUUCCUCUCCAGACAAGUCCCUUGAUAGAGGAUGCAAUUCUUGUAUCAAUACUGCAAACCUCAAGGCUCAAUUGUUUGAUGAAGUUGAGAAUCAUUCUCUUCAUAAAGGAUUGCUGAUUGCUCACCCUGCAUCUAACUUAGUCCUUGAAAUGAAUGCACACACGAUACACAAUCCAACUGCUCCGCGAAGCAUGUGGCAUCGCAAUCGCCACACUUCACUUUCACGGACAUUUAUUCAUCCUCCAAAAUUUGGUUCGGAAGACCUUGUGGCAAAUGGCCCUACUAGUCGCUGCAGGAGGCGUCGAACUCAAGUUUCAUAUUCACAGUUAUCUGUAGGUUAUGAACAUUCUGCAAAACCCCAAAACAAUCACCAGAAGGUACAACCUCAUAGAAAAGUGAAGACUCUUCUUGCAAAUUUUUCAUCAGAUUGUUCUAGAAGUCCUCAAAAUUAUCUGGACUCAGUAGACUGUGCUGCUAAUGUCCUUGUUACUCAUGGUGACAAAUGUUGGAGAGAAUAUGGAGCCAAGGUUCAACUUGACUGUGAUGAUAAGAAGAAUUGGAGAAUAUGUGUAAUGGUUUCAGGGGCUACCAAAUAUGUCUACAAUGCACACCAUGUUCUGCAGCCUGGAUCCACAAAUCGUUACACUCAUGCAAUGAUGUGGAAAGGAGGAAAAGAAUGGAUGUUAGAAUUCACUGACAGAAACCAGUGGUACAUUUUCAAACAAAUGCAUGAAAAAUGCUACAACCAGAAUAUUAGGGCUGCAUCUAUUAAGAACAUUCCCAUUCCAGGAGUUCACAUGCUUUCAGAUGGUGAUGAUGGUUAUGUUGAAGUGCCUUUUGUGCGUGGUUCAUCAAAGUACUUUCGACAGAUGGGAACUGAAGUUGACUUGGCCUUGGAUUCAUCUCGUGUGUUGUAUGACGUUGACAGUGAAGAUGAAAAAUGGAUAUGCACAAUGAGAGUUACUAUGGAUGCCAUGGAUGGUAAGAUGCCUGAGGUUACAGAGGAUAUCUUUGAAAAGGUCAUCGACAUGUUUGAGAAACUUGCAUAUACUCUACAGUCCGAGGAGUUCACCAAUGAUGACAUCGAAAGAUACAUGGCUGAUGUUGGACCAGCAAACGUAGUCAAAGUUAUUUAUGAGUAUUGGAGGCUGAAGAGAAAGAAGAAAGGUUUGCCUCUGAUUCGGCAAUUUCAGCCUCCUCUGUGGGAAUGUUACCAGCAGCAACUAAAGGAGUGGGAAUCAAGCAUGAACAAAAUGCCUAUCCAGCCUGAAGGUUGCCAGGACAAAGCAUCUUCUCAGAAGAAACCACCUAUUUUUGCCUUCUGUUUGAGACCACGAGGCUUGGAAAUACCAAACAAAGGUUCAAAGCAGAGGUCUCAUAAGAAGCUUAUGUUCACUGGUCAUCAUAAUGCUUUAAUGAGAGAUCAAGAUGGUUCCAAUACAUUUGCAGGGAGAAAAAUCGAUGGAGUUUCAGUUGGUGAGGUUGCUAUCUCCAGCUAUGAAUCUUCUGAUUCUUAUCAUGGGCUUCAGUACCGAUCUACCUUUUCACCAAGGGAUACUGCAAGCACAGAAUCUUUAUAUACUAAUGAUGGUUCAGAGAGAUAUCCAGAACCAAAGUUUUACAGAAAUAUUUCAAAAAAGAUUGAUGCGUUCCUAUCCCCGAGGGAUCCUCAAGAAACACCAUUGUCAUAUAACCAAAGAUCAAAUAGAAAUGGAAUCAAUAAACGGAGUUAUGAAUUUUGUGAAUGGUCCAGCAUAAAGCAAUCUCAAUGCACUGGAUUUCAGAGACAUCACACUGACAUGGAUGAGUUCAGGCUGCGCGAUGCAACAACUGCAGCUCAGCAUGCAUUGAACAUGGCUAGACUUAAAAGAGAGAAAGCACAGUGGUUGCUACACAAAGCGGAUCUUGCGCUUCAUAGAGCCACGGUUGCAAUUAUGACUGCAGAGGCAAUAAAAGCAUCUGAGAAGGAUACUGUUGGUGAUGGGUAAUACGAGGAAUCAGGGAUAUCUUGGUCAGAUAUAUGACAAAUUGAUUUUUCAUGUGUUUUAUCAGUUUUCUGGAUAAAAGCUUCUUUGGAGAUUGGUUUUGGCAUAUUCGUCUUCAAGGGCCUCUGAUUAGUGAAUGUUUGAUGGAUUCCAAGUGUUGUCGAUAUGGGAACCAUGCAGAGACAGAAAUGGGUUUUUUUGAGAAUUUUGUUCAGCUGCUUCAGUUCAACUGUCAGCUUUCAAAUGUAGUCUUCUCUAAAGGGGAUUUCUUAUCCCUCGAGAUAGUUGUAGUUUUUUGUGCUAAUCAUGUACAGAACUUUUCUUUGUUCUUUUUACCUGUAUUUCUGCAAAUGUCUAAUGAAGCGUUUUGUACGAAGUUCUUCGGUGCCUCA
Messenger RNA from Musa acuminata subsp. malaccensis (wild Malaysian banana), 5703 nucleotides. RefSeq lists its product as uncharacterized. Gene Ontology annotation, cellular component: piccolo histone acetyltransferase complex; NuA4 histone acetyltransferase complex. Gene Ontology annotation, biological process: regulation of transcription by RNA polymerase II. Lineage: Eukaryota; Viridiplantae; Streptophyta; Magnoliopsida; Zingiberales; Musaceae. The record is from RefSeq and is a predicted model, not a curated record.